AUCUUGAUAUAUAAAUCCGACGCGGGACCCAUCAAGACUUCGGUGGUUGAACGCUCACGAGACGACGACGCCAAGGGUCCGAUUCGACCAGCAAAUACUACCAUGAGCGCCACUGGUUUGCCGCAAAGGCCUCCAGGUCAAGACAAUGUGAUUGUUCCCAACGGCAACGAAUCUGAGCCCUUGCUGGGCAGACCCGGCGACGCUGCCCAGCCUCGUCGUGGCUCUAUCUUUUGGAAUCUCAUCAUCGGAACCGCUGCCAUCACCCAGUUCGGCGCCAUUCUGCUGUUUAUCAUGAUCUGGGUAGCUGUUUUCACCAAACCCGUGACCUUGUUCUCAGGUCACCCGCUCCUCCAAGCCACAGGCGUGCUGGUCUUGAUUCAGUCGAUCCUAUCCGUCCAGCCGACACACACGGCCGACCAGAAGCGCAUCGGUCAACGCGUUCACGCUUCACUCAACCUUCUCGCCUUGCUGUGCCUGAUUGGAGGCGUCACCAUCAUCGAGUACAACAAGAUCGUCAACCACAAUGAUCAUUUCCACUCCGUGCAUGGCUACCUUGGCGUCAUCACCUCGAUCUCCCUCGCCCUGCAGUACUUGGUUGGCUUCACGAUGUGGGCAGUGCCCUCACUGUACGGAGGUGUGGACAAUGCGAAGUCCCUCUAUAAAUACCAUCGCUGGAGUGGAUACAUUAUCCUCGUCUUGCUCCUCGUGACGGUCAUCACGGCGACUCAAACAGAGUUCAACCUGAAUGUGCUAGGGCUCAAGCUCUGGGCGACAAUACUCCUGUCAAUCCUGAUUCUGACGGGUACCCUGCCUCGGAUCCAAAAGCAGAAGCUUGGAAUUUGAAGAUCGCCUUGCCGCGGCAAGGUCAGGGAAGGAAACUGUGGGCUCAUUGCUUGUUUACUUGAGCGUGUAUAGGCGUUGAGGCUUGCGAUUCAAGCGUUGAACGUUGUCUGUGUCAUCCGCGAUGCGGGAAUCUUUCUUACCUUACUGUUUGGAGUUCUAUGCACACCACACUUUACAGUUAUUAGUCCGGCACACAAUUCAAAGCAGCCUCACU
This is a messenger RNA of Emericellopsis atlantica, 1057 nucleotides long. Its product is annotated as eukaryotic cytochrome b561-domain-containing protein. The record is from RefSeq and is a predicted model, not a curated record. Gene Ontology annotation, molecular function: transmembrane monodehydroascorbate reductase activity. The coding region runs from base 103 to 843 and encodes 246 amino acids. The transcript is spliced from 3 exons. Lineage: Eukaryota; Fungi; Ascomycota; Sordariomycetes; Hypocreales; Bionectriaceae.